Labeo rohita (rohu) is the source of this 7886-nucleotide messenger RNA. RefSeq names its product nuclear factor 1 B-type-like. Lineage: Eukaryota; Metazoa; Chordata; Actinopteri; Cypriniformes; Cyprinidae. Gene Ontology annotation, biological process: regulation of transcription by RNA polymerase II. The record is from RefSeq and is a predicted model, not a curated record. Gene Ontology annotation, cellular component: nucleus. Gene Ontology annotation, molecular function: DNA-binding transcription factor activity, RNA polymerase II-specific; RNA polymerase II cis-regulatory region sequence-specific DNA binding. The transcript has 12 exons. The coding region runs from base 537 to 2192 and encodes 551 amino acids.
AGUCGAGGUGGGCUGGAAAUAUGGGAUAUGCGCUUGCUGGAAGAGGAGGAGUAUGACUGUGUAAUUAAAGGCGAAAAAAAAAUCUUCAGACUGAUUUGUUAGGCUCCAGCAGACUAGAGGGUGUUACCGGCCCAUAUUAUAUCAAGUUUGAAAAGCAAACACAUGAUCAGAAAUUAGGCGCCUUCAAGUUUUCUUAUUGCACGUGCUAUGUAGAAUUAAAGAUUUGUCUUUCAAACUCAACUCUCAGAUUCCGGCAGCUUUUUACUCCGCGACGGGUUCAUCUCAAGCGCUCUGGAUCAGUCUACAUUCACUCCGUUUACAAUCUUUUGUGGUCUUAAACAGCGGUGAGGAUCGGUUAAAUGCUAAGUGUGGGAUCUCCAGUUGUUCUCUGGUGCCGGAUAAGAGCGUGUUUUUUUGAAUGAGGAUAUCAGGUCUUAGUCAAACGUGCACGGAGCAGCACGGGCUCUGAAGUAUGAAGCGAUAAUAUCAAUCAUCUGUGAUACCCUUCAGGACUUUGAAUAACAGCGCGAUCUACGAUGUAUUCGCCGAUUUGUCUCACACAGGAUGAGUUUCAUCCCUUCAUCGAGGCACUGCUCCCUCAUGUCCGUGCCAUAGCCUACACCUGGUUCAACCUGCAGGCGCGAAAGCGCAAGUACUUCAAAAAGCACGAAAAGCGGAUGUCCAAGGAUGAGGAACGGGCUGUGAAAGACGAGCUGCUCAGCGAGAAGCCUGAAAUCAAACAGAAGUGGGCAUCCCGUCUCUUGGCCAAGCUGCGCAAGGACAUCCGGCAGGAGUACCGGGAGGACUUUGUGCUCAGUGUAACGGGCAAGAAACACCCGUGCUGCGUUCUCUCCAACCCCGAUCAGAAGGGCAAGAUCCGCCGAAUCGACUGCCUGAGGCAGGCUGAUAAAGUGUGGCGGCUGGACCUGGUGAUGGUCAUCCUGUUUAAAGGUAUUCCGCUGGAGAGCACAGAUGGGGAGCGGCUGGUCAAGUCCCCGCACUGCACCAAUCCGGCACUUUGCGUCCAGCCCCACCACAUUACUGUCUCAGUGAAAGAGCUGGACUUGUUUCUGGCAUACUACGUCCAGGACCAAGACUCGCAACAGUCAGGAAGUCCUAGCAACAAUGAGCCUGGCAAGAACCCUCCAGUUUACUUGGAAGACAGCUUUGUAAAAUCAGGGGUCUUUAGUGUUUCGGAGCUGAUUAGAGUAUCCAGAACUCCUAUCACACAGGGUGCAGGAGUAAACUUCCCUAUGGCUGAUAUGCCAAGUCAGCCGUAUUAUCAAGACCUGAACUCAGGAGUGAGUUUACAUCGGUCCCUCUCGUCACCUCAUGGCAGUAAGCGGCCUAAGACGAUCCAAGAGGACAGUAUGGAGACUAGUCCCACCGGGCCAGACUUCUACCCGUCCCCUAGUUCACCGGCUAGCAGACCAUGGCAUGAGAGAGACCAAGACAUGUCUUCUCCUACCAUGAAGAAGCCAGAGAAGCCAUUAUUCAGCCCCACAUCUCCACAGGACUCUUCACCUCGGCUCAGCACCUUCCCCCAGCACCACCACCCAGGACUGACCACCGUCGGCCAUAGCGUAAUUUCCACCAGGAGUCCACCUCCUCUGCAAUUCUCAGCCCCUGCCAUCCUUCCUCCGGCCCCCUCACCCUACAUCUCUCAUGGCGCCAUCCGCUACCCACCGCACCUCAACCCACCCGACUCCCUCAAGAACUACAUGCAGCCUUAUGACCCGUCCAGCCCACAGAGCAGCCAGCCGAACAGCAGUGGUCAGGUACUGGGGAAAGUGCCCGGUCACUUCACGCCGGUGCUGGCCCCCUCGCCCCACCAUGGCACUGUCAGACCAGUGUCUCUCUCGAUGGCUGACACUAAGCCAAUCACCACAUCCUCAGAAGGUUAUUCGGCUCCAGGAACUCCCACUGCCAACCGUUUUGUGGGAUUGAGCUCCAGAGACCCAGCCUUUCUUCACCAGCAACAGCUGAGGAUUUGUGACUGGCCCGUGAAUCAAAACAUCAGGUCAUAUGGCUCAGAGGAGGCUUUGGGGAUUUCUUGGCAAAGUCCUGGUACCUGGGCGAGCUUAAUUCCAUUCCAAGUGUCGAACGGGACUCCGAUUCUGCCAACAAAUGUCCAGAAUUACAGCAUAAACAUCAUUGGUGAGCCCCUCCUCCAGGCAGAAUCAAGCAAUUAAAGGGGGCCUAGAACUGGACCCAGGAGAGACAGGUCCUCAGACAAACCAGCAAGCAGCACUUAUACAAUCGACAUGGAUCUUUGUCCCAGCCUCUCAAGGACUUUGGCUUAGCUCAAUAGAGUGAGUUGGGUCAAAGCGUUCUCUUCUGAUAUGAGCCUCUCCAUGCCAGUCAGUCAUUGUGUAAGAAAGCCCCCGAACUGAGAUACUGUGAUCUUUACCAUACAAACUUUAGAUGCCUUACUGUGUAUGCAUGACAUGCUAGUCUGUUGUUAGUAUUUCUUUAGUUCUUAUGUCACGAUUACUAGUUUUGGUUUACAAAACGAUAUAGAAGGGGGUGACCACACAAGGGCCGGCUGGUUGGAUGGUUUGUAAAGCGGCCUGCAAUUAGAACGAGCUAUCAUCAGACAAAGGCUCAUCGUAUUCGUUACAUAACCAUAGGAACAAUUUUUAGUGAACUGAAUGUUUGUAUUUUCAUAUUACCCUCGAAAUUUAUUUUGCCCAUGGUGCAAAAUCUUUUGAAUCUGUAAUCUUGUCAAUUCUGUACUAAUUUUCUUUUAAUGUAAAGGUUGGAAUUUACUAUCCAGAGUUAAGAACUCUGAAAACUUUUUUUUUCUUCAAGGAAAGAAAAAGCCUGAAUUACUAGGUAAGAAAUACUACCAUUUUUUUCUUUUUCCUUCUUUUUCCUUUGAAAAGGAUUUUGAGAAAAAUAAGACAAUAUCUCAUAAGAGGCAAGUGCAAUUUAAAUGAUUUUACUGAAGGGAAGCUAUCACAGUCUACCCUAAGACUCUAAAGGAAUGGGGAGAAAAUGUUAAAAAAAAAAAAGAAAAAAAAAGAAGUGUGAACCUAAAUCAUAAAAAAAUAAAACUUGCAUCCUUGAUUUGGGAUACUAGGGAAAGCUGAGGGUGAAAGAGAAAAGUGGGAUUGACAGCGAACGUUUACGUGAGCAUAACUGAACACAAACAAGACAGCACUUAUUUUGAGCCGUACCCAAACAUGCGGGUAUUUUUUUUAUUUUUAUUUUUUUUUAAUUUAUUAGUCAAUGAAAAAAAAGACUCAGAAACACAGCAUGUAUAAAAUGGCUUUUUUGACAUAUUACUCACCGAUCUAGUAUGCAUGUUUAGUCAGAUGUUGGCUUGUAAAGCUACUGUUUACAAUUUGAUAUCAUGAGAAACAAGAGGAACGCAGGCUGGUGAUGUGUAUGCGUAAGGCUGUACUCGUUUCAACACUAACCUGCAGGUUGAGACGAGGUCUCAAGGUGCUUAUUUCAAACCCACUUUGGUAGUUCCCAACUAUCGCAGUCCCAGAAAUCGACAAUUGCUCCUGGCACUUGCAAUGCCAUUGCCUCUCCAAUCAGACAUAUUUAUAUAAUUAAUCUUUCCAAUAAUCUUAAUUUGCACGAAAAUAUAUAGUCCACAUUACGUGCCUUGCCUUCGACUAUAGAAAAUAUCACUACACUUGUUUUUGCUGCAUUUAUUACCGUUUUAGGGGAAAAAGUAACAUUUUUAUGAUAAAUAUUUUGUACUCUGGAUGAAAUUGUGACAUUGAUUUUUAGCUUCAUUUACUACUUUAUCUCACAUUUACAGUGCGUAUCAAGGCUAUGUAUAGUUGCCGUUCUAAAGUUUAUAAUCAACCAGCAUAUUUUUUUUCCAGUAUUUUGGUGGUUGUCAUUUUUUUUUAUUCUGUUUUAAUCAUGUGUUGUUUGUUUGUUUGAUUUUUCAUCUUCCAGUCAUUAUUGGGGAGGGCGGGUCCAGAUUUAUAAGAAUUAUGCAAUACCAAGUUUUGCCUAUGUAGGUAGUGCUUUUAGCUAUGUGAAUUAUUAGAAGCUAGUACAGAAAUACAAAUAGUGUAAGCAUUUAUUUUCUUGCUGUUGAUGAUGUUGUUGACGUUGUUAUUUUUCUUUUUUUUUUUUGGUAAUCGACCAAAGUGGGAACUGCUUUCUAUGCAGUGUGCGACAAGGUCUUUAUUUCCCUUGAGUGUACCUAAAGGCAGAGAGGUGCGUGUGAAAGAUGUUUUGUAUUCUCUGUAAGGGGAGGACUUUUUUCUACACUUUGAAGCAUGUCUGCAAAGAAGGCACCAUUUGGUCUAAUAUGGCUGCAAAGUCACUGAUUUGUCUACUGUGACUAACAAACUCCUUCAAACUUCCCACCUGGGGUGCUAGUUUGACCUUCAGAAGAAGACGGCUUUCAUGGGGAGACAGCUUGACUUGAGAGCGACAAUCACCGGUGCACACUAGGACAAAGUGUUAAAUGCUAGCAUCUUUCUAUCAGAUAUUCUCACUACCGUGUUCUCCCUGUCUGGUUAACAAUGUAGCUAUAUGCAAUUCCCAAGUAAAUGCCUUAAAUUUUUACAAACAAGUGACUUGUUAUAAAAUGCGCUACAAUCACUCACGCAAGUUACUGCGUGUUAGAUGUGUCACAAUCAGUAAAUAUCACUGUUUUUUUUUUUUUUUUUCUAUUCUUCCCUUUGAAGUGUUAAAAUUUACAGCCUUAUUGAGGUCAUAGUCCUUAGAAAAAUACCCCCAUGGGGAGAAUCGGUUUUUAUAGCUAUCUCAAGUUAUAAAUAUAUAUAGUUAUUUUCAAUAUUCACUGAAAGGGAAUAAAGUAAUGCUCUUAUGGUCUUGAGGAUCACAAAAAAUGGUUUCGCACCUACAGCAUAUAGGCAAUCAUCCACCCACAGUGUCUUUCAGUGAAACAGGAAAAAAAAAAAAAAAAACUCAGGCGUUUUGCUUAACAGGGCGUUACCAGCAUCAAUUAUUGGAUGGCCUCUUUAGAAUAACACUUCGCAUCCCCCCUCACAUCACCAUGGUUUCGAAUUGCAGCCCUUAAAUCACUAUUCAGUCUGCUUCUGAGACCUCAAGUCAAGCUGAAUCUCCCCUCCGUCACCAAGAUUUUUUAUUUUUUUUUCAUAUAUGUGAUUAAGCUAGAAAAAAGCCACCCCGUUCAAUGUGCACUGUUUUUUUUUUUUUUUUUUGUUUUUUGUUGUUCAUUUGUGAAAAGUAAGUGCUUUGCAGCCUUCUGGCCGUUGGCAGCGCCACUGAAGUGCAUUUUCUCCUGGAGUGUUAGGAGUGUCAGGGUCAUACAGUCAUUCUCAUGUUGGAAGUCGUGAAGGAGGCCAUAGGUAUGGGUCAUCUUGAUGGCCAUUGUAAUAGCAAUAGACUUCAGUAGUAGUCGUUAUGGGUUAAAAUCUGCUCUGGCAGCUUUGUGAACUGUGUGUAGAUGAAUAUGUCAGAGUGUGUGUUUCAAGAUGGCUCUGACACUAUGAGAGAAGAGUACAUGAGGGUCUUUCUAUUGAAAUGCCUGCCUUGUUGACAAAAGUGUGUACACUGUAAAUUUCUCUUUCCCCAGUUGUAAAAAAGAAAAAAAUCUUUUGACAUGUAUUCGUGAAUUUAAGUGAUGUCCAUAUUUUUUAGUGAAACAAAAAACAUACAAAAAAUACUGUUCUGACUUCAAAUUCGUGUUAUGACUUAACAGCUGUCCGAUACAUAAAGAGGUUGAAUAUGUAAUUCUUUAUUUUUAUUUUCCUGUGCUUAUAAAGUGGAGUGAAUUCCUGUAUGGGACUGUAAAUGUUUAAAACAAAAUGAUGAAGGUCUUUUGUUGUAUUUCGUGUUGAGUAACUUGGAUCCUUGAGACAUUUCAUAAAUGUUUGAAGUGUUGUUUUGUUAGUGUGGCCAUAGAGUGUGUGUGAUGUGAUUGUGAUAUUGAAAACAGGACAAGAUGAAUAAUGUUUAAAAUCUGUGUUGCGUAGGGUAUUUUUUAUUUUGUUGUUGUUGUUGUUGUUUUGAUCUGUUGGGGAACUCCUUGUCACUUUAGUAUAAAGGCACCUGAUUUGAGUCUCCCAACAAAAAAAAUACCAGGGUAAUGUGGCUACACAACAUUACAGAUUGUUCUGCUGUCUUGUGCAAAUAAAAGAUGCAUUAUUUCCCCUGUCAAUAGAGGCUGACCCACCAUACCAUGUACAGAGAUUUUUCUGCUGUGCCAACACCGGCACGUAGGCACCUCCAUUCUGUUUACAUAUGUCCGCCGUGGGCCAGCGGUUAACAUGUUUGAAUGAAUUCUGCAUAGUUUUCAGGGCAGGCUCGGUACUCCCAGAAGCCUUUGUGUGGACCCACAGAUGUCUUUUUCAUGUUGCCAUCACAGAGGAAAACAGAUGAGCAUUUGCACUUUCUGCAGUUCCCACUACCCCUUUCACUGGCACAUUGUUUGUUGUUUGGAUUACGUCUAGCUAGUCAUGAGGCGCUGAUUAGCAUAAGUGUUCGUAACUAGUUGGACCUAAUGUUGUCAUAGUAGCUUGGAGCACUUCCCCUCACCACAGUAGCGAUAUACAGUAGUUAUUUUUUUCAAAGGGCUGAUAUUUUAGAACAGUUUUUGUUGCAGAAUUCAGUUAUUAAAAGCAGUAAGGUGAUGGCCUGGUAAAGCUGUAAAAGCCAAGGUCUUGGCUCUUGAGAAGCCACAUGUAAGUAACUUAUGCAAGGAGGACUAGUGGAACUCAUGCAAUGUGUAUUUUCAGCUCUUCUGUGCAUCAGUGCAGGGAAAUGAUAGGAGGACAUUUUGGUCCACAUCUACUCUCAUAUUUCCAUUUCCAGGGCAUUUACAAUAGCAUGAGUGAUCAUUGACUUAACAGGAACAUAAAAACCAGCAUAUGAAAUGUUUACAAAAAAGAAAAAAAAAAGAAAGAAAAAAUCAAGCAGUGCCUGUUUCAGCUCAAAGUCUCAGUGGACUUUCCAUUGUAAUGAUGAAAACAUGGAAUUUUCUUUAGGGAAUAUGAAAAAAAUAAAUAAAAUAAAAUCAAAUAAAAAAGAAUCUAUGGGAUGCCUCUUCCUAUGUUUUAAUCCCCCCAAACUUUUCUGCUUAUUUUAUUUUAUUUUAUUUUAUUUUAUUUUAUUUUAUUUUAUUUUAUUUUGUCCUGGUUCUGUGUUUGUUUCUUGUUUUUGUGCUUUGCUCAAUUUUGGAUAAUAACGAUACCACAAUCUCUGUUUAACAGAGAUCAAGUAAUAGUUUGGCAGUGUUUUUCUCUAGACUACACUUAGUACUAUGACAGAUGACAAAAAUGUCAGGUGGGGAAAAAAAAAAGAUUGCCAGCCCCACUGCCAGUGUUGUUUUAUUUUUUCUUUGCUUUUAAAGGGGGGAGGGGAAGGAGGGGAAGGGGUGGGGGGAUCUUGUGGCACUCUUAUGCCCUUUGCAUAUUCAGUGGUAUUGUGGUAGGUGGGUUUAUAACAUGACAACAACACUAACACCAACAAAUGUUAUAAAGUCAUAACAGUUUUUAGUAGUCAUUGUGAAACACAGCAUUGUAUGCAAAUAUUAAUGUAUGUUCUGAAUGUGCAUUAUAGAAUCACUUUAUCAAGUUUUUGUGCUUUUACUCACAGUUUAAGAAAAACAGGUGUCCUUCAAGAAGCUGUAUAGUGAAGGCCUUGUUUUAUUUUCUUCGGUUGAUUUCAAGCUUUUCCGUUUUCACAGCUAUAAACAGUAGGCACUGCCUUGCCUUUGAGCUGGUUGCAGUUGUUGCAGGGGCUAAAAAUGCCACAAGAUUACAAAUGAGUGUAAAUAACGCUUGACUUUUUUGUGAUUGUUACUGUUAUAUCCAGCCUUAUACUGCUAGCAGCUGUUUUUACUGCAGUCAAUUACUGGAAGUGGAUAUAUUUCCUAUGCAAAACUGUUUAAACAAUAAAAUGAGCUAUGCUACAAAGCAACUGUU